Messenger RNA from Peronospora matthiolae, 1506 nucleotides. The record is from the annotation of a GenBank genome assembly. Lineage: Eukaryota; Oomycota; Peronosporomycetes; Peronosporales; Peronosporaceae.
AUGGCGCGGCUCGAGCUCCUCCUCGUCGCCCCCUUAGCCACCGCCUUCAUCCUCUUCAUCGCCAUUUUCAUCGCUGUGCUCACUCACCGUCGUGCCUUCUCUCUCCUCCGUAACGCAGCGCUCGGAACGUCUCCCAAGACCGUCACCAUCGGCGUCUUCCAUCCAUACGCCAAUGGCGGCGGCGGUGGCGAGCGGGUGCUCUAUUGCUCCCUAUUGGCGCUGGUUCAGGAGUUCAAAAAGACCGACAAGACGCUCCAGAUUGUGCUGUAUACAGGUGAGGACCAUCUCUCGGCCACUGAGCUCGUCACACGUGCUGCCGAGACGUUUAACCUCGUCGAACUGAAGACGAUGCACGUCGCACAGUCUUUGACGCUCGUGGUGCUUCCAAGCCGCGACAAGAUCCUUGAUCCCAGCCACUAUCCAAGCUUUACAUUGUUUUGGCAGAGUGUGGCCCACAUGAGGCUCGCGCUCGAAGCUCUGCAGCAAAGCUCGAGGCAGCAGCUGUACCCACUUAUGUGGGUCGACACGACGGGAUGUCCGUUCUCGUAUGUCAUUGCAAGUCUGUUGUACGCCUGCAAAGUCGUGGCUUAUGUGCACUAUCCGAUGAUCUCCACGGACAUGAUCUCGAAAGUACAGCAGCGUCACGUUGGCUUCAACAAUGACGCAACGAUAGCUGCGAGCUCGACGAGAUCAGUCGGCAAGUACAUUUACUAUCGCCUCUUUGCCGGUGCGUACGGCUUGGUGGGCAAAUACUGCACGGAUGUUACAAUGGUCAACUCGACGUGGACGUACAAUCACAUUCGGCAGCUAUGGGGCAAGACCCCUACGAUCGUGUACCCGCCGUGUGGCGUGAUGCAAGAGUACAUGGAUUUUAGUAUGGAAGAUCGCGUGCCCAUGGCGCUUUCAAUUUCUCAGUUCCGACCAGAGAAGAACCACUUGUUGCAACUUCAGGCUGUUCAGGUGCUGCUGACGAAACAUGCAGAGGAGAUGAAGACCACCCAUCGCGACUUUCGGCUUGUUUUGCUUGGAAGCUGUCGCAAUGCGGACGACGAAGCACGUGUGGAGACACUGAAGCAGCAGGCAGAAGUAUUGGGUAUUACUGACCGUGUGGAUUUUGUGGUCAAUGCGAGUUUUGCGGAGCUGAAGCGCUAUCUUGCAAAGAGCUCCAUUGGUGUGCACACCAUGUACAACGAGCACUUUGGUAUCAGCAACGUGGAGAUGAUGGCAGCAGGCAUGCUUGUGGUUGCUAACAACUCAGGUGGCCCGAAAGCCGAUAUUGUAAGACCGGAGACGGGAUGUCUAGCGCUCACGGCCGACGAGUAUGCGGACGAGAUCUUGUCGUUGUUGGAGAAGUCCUCUGCUGACUCGCUUGCAAUGCGGCAAGCGGCUCGCGAGUCAUCAUCAAGGUUUUCGGAUAAAGAGUUCAGUGCGCAGUUUAUCGCAGCAAUGAGUGGCGUCCUCGGGUCCUUAGUUGCUGACAACAACAAGCACGUGAAGUCAAUGUAG